Molecule: messenger RNA, 2396 nt
Organism: Daucus carota subsp. sativus
Lineage: Eukaryota; Viridiplantae; Streptophyta; Magnoliopsida; Apiales; Apiaceae
Product: serine/threonine-protein kinase Nek2
Exons: 15
Coding region: 297-2117 (606 amino acids)
Biological process (GO): protein phosphorylation
Molecular function (GO): protein serine/threonine kinase activity; ATP binding
Source: RefSeq, a predicted model, not a curated record
AUUUGUCUCUUUCCUUGUAGUCUGUAUGGUCUUAUUAUGUCCUCUCUCCCUCUCUCUCUCUGUUCCAAUAACAAGUCUCUCUCGCUCUCUCUCUCUCUCUCUCAUCUCUUCCUAUGAUUUCCCUCUCCACAAAUAACAAUGGUGUAGCUAGCGCAUCUACAAUUAGAGUAAAUUACAACUACCAGGCUUGUUUCAAGUGUUAAACUCAGCUGCAACUCGUGAUCUCAUUGUUUCACAGUUAUCAAGGACUCGUACAUUUUAUCUUGUAUGUGUAAAUGCGACAAGUUGACUGAGAUAUGGAGCAGUAUGAAGUACUAGAGCAGAUUGGCAAAGGAGCUUUUGGCUCUGCGCUUCUUGUGAGGCAUAAGCUGGAAAAGAAAAAGUAUGUUCUGAAGAAGAUACGACUUGCCCGGCAAACAGACAGGACCCGUAGGUCUGCACAUCAGGAGAUGGAACUGAUCUCCAGGAUGAGGAAUCCGUUUAUUGUGGAGUAUAAGGAUUCUUGGGUGGAGAAGGGAUGCUAUGUUUGUAUAAUCAUAGGCUAUUGUGAAGGAGGAGACAUGGCAGGAGUAAUCAAGAAAGCCAAUGGAAUUCUAUUCUCUGAAGAGAAGCUUUGCAGGUGGCUGGUUCAACUUCUAAUGGCACUCGAUUAUUUACACACUAAUCACGUCCUUCACCGUGAUGUUAAGUGCUCAAAUAUAUUUCUUACAAAAGAUCAAGAUAUUCGCCUUGGUGAUUUUGGACUGGCCAAGAUGCUGACUUCUGACGACCUUGCUUCUUCUGUUGUUGGGACUCCGAGUCAUAUGUGCCCCGAGCUUCUUGCUGACAUACCUUAUGGUUCCAAGUCAGACAUCUGGUCUAUGGGAUGUUGUAUAUAUGAGAUGGCAGCUCACAAGCCUGCAUUCAAAGCAUUUGACAUGCAAGCGCUGAUCAACAAGAUAAACAAGUCCAUUGUCGCACCACUGCCGACCAAAUUUAGUGGAGCAUUCCGCGGUCUCAUUAAAAGCAUGCUGCGGAAAAACCCAGAACUUCGGCCAAGUGCUUCUGAACUUCUGAGAAACCAACACCUUCAACCUUAUGUGCUAAAGAUUCACCAAAAGAUUAAUACCCCUAGGCGCAAUAGUCUACCAUCAACCUACUGGCCCGAAACUGAAUAUGUAAAGAAAACCAGAUUUGCAGUGUCAGAAGUUCCACGAGCCACAUACAGAGAGAAGCGGCUAUCUUACAGUAAUGACAGGACAUUGAAUCCUAGUAUAUCUCUACAUGAUGAUGAGUCUCCUGUUUAUGGCCGUCGGGUUCAAAAUACUCCCAGAUUUUUCAGACAAGGAGUUUCUGCGUUGUCGAGUGGAAAUGAGCAUGGAGAGACAGUAAUUAGCAAGUCAUUUGCUAAAAAGCCUUCAGUUGUCACCAGGAGUCCAGGAUAUUCUAAAAAGAAAGCUUCUGGCCCUCCUAAAAGAGCAGAACUGACAAAAAAACUUGAACCGUUACCAGUUUCAAGGACUACAACCAAACAAACAGCUCUUUCAAAUCGUAGAGCAUCUUUGCCAUUGACAAGAACUACAGUUCAAGAGUCUUCAUGCAGGGCCAACACUGAUAUCUUUGAUUGCUUUGGUUCUCCAAAUGUCUCUGUCAAUGCUCCUCGUAUUGACAAAAUGAUUGAACUUCCUCUUCCACUAAAUGAGGACUCCCACAUUCGUCGUCGUAGAACAUCAUUAACCUCAGCACAGGGAUCCACUACCUCCCCACAAGGCGAACAUUUGACUAUGAAGGACAAAUGUAUUGUUUCUGAUGAAACUUCGGGAAGACUCAGUGUGGCGGAUGCUUUGCAAGGGAGUAGCGAAUGUUCUGAUCAAGAUGCAACAGCAGGAGCAUCAAGCAAAGCCUCCUCAUACCAAAGGCAACAUCGUUUUGACACUUCUUCUCACCAGCAGCGUGCUGAAGCAUUGGAGGGAUUGCUUGAAUUUAGUGCAAGAUUGUUAAAUGAGGAACGCUUUGAUGAACUCGGAGUGUUGUUGAAGCCAUUUGGUCCUGGCAAGGUUUCUCCUAGGGAAACUGCUAUAUGGUUGGCCAAGAGCUUUAAGGAAAAUACAGCCCAUCAGGAUGAUCAGUACCAGUGAAUGACCUGCAUGUGUAGAAUAUAGUCUUAAACUGCAACUUUUUAGUUAGUUUCCAUGAUAAGUUGGCAGUAACUAGGGCUGAUCAUAUAGGCUGCAGCAGUAGUUCUUUCCAUGUGAUUUUAAGUUGCAUGGUUAUACGACUUUUCAAUUAAAUUUUUGUAGUUCUAGGAUUGAUCAGGACCGCAAAUAUCAUUGGAACUUAUGUAUGGCACGCAGAAUCUAGUACAAAGUAGUCUAACGGCAGACUAUCUUUCAGUUAUUUAUUCUAUAAUUCACUUA